Molecule: messenger RNA, 354 nt
Organism: Colletotrichum orchidophilum
Lineage: Eukaryota; Fungi; Ascomycota; Sordariomycetes; Glomerellales; Glomerellaceae
Product: cytochrome c oxidase assembly protein cox-16
Exons: 2
Coding region: 1-354 (117 amino acids)
Biological process (GO): mitochondrial respiratory chain complex IV assembly
Cellular component (GO): mitochondrial inner membrane
Source: RefSeq, a predicted model, not a curated record
AUGGCCGUGUUCGGCAGCAAGAAGUUCCAGUCCUCGGCGGCUACCAACACCUUCGCCGCCAAGUACCGGGCUCAGAUGGCCAAGCGGCCGUUCCUCCUCUUCGGCUUACCCUUCGUGGCCGUCAUGGUUGCGGGCUCGUUCGUCUUGACGCCGGCCACGGCGAUCCGCUACGAAAAGUACGAUAGACGGGUGCGACAGGUGACCAGGGACGAAGAACUGAAUAUGCGCCGGUCAGCGCGUAAGGUUGACAUGAAGGAAGAAUAUUACCGACUUGCGGCCAAGGACAUCGACAACUGGGAGCAGAAACGUGUCAAGCGAUUUGCCGGCGAACAUGACGGUAUCAUUGGCGAGUAG